CCUUUCUUCACCUUGAAGGAGAGCAAAAUGGAUCCUGGUUGUUAACUCCCCAGCUCCUCAGCCUUGAGAGAGUGAGAAAAAGUUCAACGUUUCUUAUGGUGGGAGUGAGGGAACUGGGACUGGUUCACAGCAGGCUUACAUAUUAAACUAUCGUAUCAAAGGCGAGCCGCGGUCUGACAAGAAGUGUAACCUGAGGAGAAAGGACGCUGGUGCGUUUGAGCACGCUGAGGGAUUCCUGCCUGACCCGUCACUCUUUCAGUGCUGUAGCCUGAGCAGGUCUUACUGGUUUUUUACCGAGGUGGUGGGAGCUGAAUGGGGUGUGGGCUCGUUUCUAGUCGUCCACAGACAUCUCCGCAAUCUUCUCUUCUCUUCUUUAAUUCUGCCCUGGAUAUAAAUUGGAGAAAUAGUGUUCGUCAAGUUUGCUGGCACCCGGGCUCAACCGAGCUGAGUCAGUUGUGGAGGAUACCCUUACUGCAACCCUCUGGACGUGCUCCUAGGAGGAGAAGAAGCUAAAGCAGUUUGGCAUCAUUGCUGUAGCUUGAGGAAAAAAAACAUUUCUUUUGACUUUGAAGAGAGCUGCCAAGAGGAUCUGUGGGAUGUCCUGAUCUUCCCCUGUUUGCCCUGCUGAGCAUGGGGUAACGGUGUUUGACCAUGGUGGUCACUCAGUUACAAUUGGAACUAUGCUUCCAUGGCAGGAAGCUGAGAGGUUUUACCUGCAAGUUGACCAGGUCAGCCAGUGGAUUUCUCCCAGAGACUUCAUUCUCCAUUGCCUCCCAGGUUUUUGUGCCGUUCCUUCUGGCUGGCUUGGGCAUGGUAGCUGCUGGCCUCUUGAUGGAUGUUGUUCAACACUGGGAUGUGUUUCGGACAAUUACAGAAGUUUUUAUCCUGGUUCCUGCCUUGGUGGGCCUGAAGGGUAAUCUUGAGAUGACACUGGCUUCCAGGCUCUCUACUGCUGCUAACACUGGACAGAUGGACGAUGCCCAGAAGCAAUGGAAAAUGGCCACCUGCAAUUUAGCCCUUAUCCAGGUCCAGGCCACCGUGGUGGGACUUCUGGCUGCCAUUGCUGCUGUGAUCUUGGGAGCCAUCUCCAAGGGCUCUGUGGAGCUGAGCCAGGCUGCUGUGCUGUGUGCCAGCAGUGUGACCACAGCCUUCAUAGCUGCACUUUCUCUUGGUCUGGUGAUGAUUGGCGUGAUCAUCGGAGCAAGAAAAGUUGGGAUCAAUCCAGACAACGUCGCCACCCCCAUUGCAGCAAGCCUUGGAGACUUGAUAACCCUUUCCCUGCUGGCAGGCAUCAGCAGUACACUCUUCAAAUACAUAGAUAUCAAAUACCUUUCUCCUCUGAUCUGUGCUGUCUUCAUCAUCAUGAUCCCUCUCUGGGUCGCUAUUGCCAAGCAGAGCCCUUCCCUUGCUGAAGUCCUGAAGUCGGGGUGGCAGCCGGUCAUCGUUGCCAUGAGCAUCAGCAGCAUUGGUGGGCUCAUCUUGGACAAAACUGUAACUGACCCAAAGUUUGAAGGCAUGGCAGUUUUCACACCUGUGAUUAAUGGUGUUGGAGGGAAUCUGGUCGCCAUCCAGGCCAGCCGUAUUUCCACAUUCCUGCACUUCUGGAGCAUGCCUGGAGUUUUGCCGUACAAGAUGAGGCAGAAUUGGCCCAAUCCAUGCACCACAUUCUUCUCAUCAGAGGUGAAUUCCAAGUCAGCCCGUGUCCUGUUCCUCCUGGUUAUCCCAGGGCACCUUGUGUUCCUCUACACCAUCCAUCUGCUGCAGGGAGGCCACACGUCUCUGUCCUUCACCUUUGUGAUGUUCUAUCUGACUGCUGCUUUGCUACAGGUGGGAAUCCUGCUCUACGUGGCUGACCUGAUUGUGCGCCUGAUGUGGAGGAAGGCACUGGAUCCGGAUAACUUCUCCAUCCCCUACCUCACUGCCCUGGGCGACCUCCUGGGCACUGGCUUCCUGGCCGUCUGUUUCCGCCUCGUUUGGCUCGUCCACGGUGCAGACGUGACCCCGGGGAACUGAGAGACCACUCGCUGCUCCGCAAGACUCGUGAGACACGGUGCUUUCCUCUGGGACAACGGGGUACUCAGCGGUGAGCGCUGGCUCACCCGGCUGGGUUAGGCCUCCCCUGCCACCCAGCCCCAUCUCUCCUCCCCAUCGUGCCUUACAGCUGGGCUCGCUCACCACAAGGAAUCAGCACCCACAGACUUGUGCCCUCUCAAGGGGGCAAGCAGGUUUGAAGCAGCACCCUCUGCUCACGCCCGUGCCCGGUAAACAAGGCGUGAAGGAGAAUUGGGGCCACUGGUAAGAAAAGUGCAUUUUGAUGGGUUUCAGUCUCUGGCACAGGUAUGGCCCGAGAGGUCGCUGCGUCCCAUCCUGCCAGGGGAUGUUGCAACCUCUCCAUUCAACUCUGGCUUUCCAUCAAGGGAAAUUCUUUAUUUGCCCCUCUUUUCUCUCCCAUCACAUCCCUGGAGGAGGAGAGCAUCCAGGUCUUUAAACCUGCCUCCUCUCCAUUGCUCAGCUGCUCGGGAUCUGAUGCAGUGAGCUCCUCUCUGGCUCAUGCCCAGCAGGAGGUUAUCUAGGGAUACCACCUACCUGCCCUGGCAGCGUCACUGUUGUCUGACCAACAAGGCAGACUGAUUGCUUUUUGGGGGUGGAAAGGUUUGUUUUUACUGUUCGUAAAAUGUCCAGUAGUUAAAAUGUUUAUAGGAACACACACACAAAUA
Messenger RNA from Colius striatus (speckled mousebird), 2717 nucleotides. It is a transcript of the gene SLC41A3, whose product is annotated as solute carrier family 41 member 3. Bases 652 to 2013 code for a protein of 453 amino acids. The transcript has 10 exons. NCBI's taxonomy places the organism in Eukaryota, Metazoa, Chordata, Aves, Coliiformes, Coliidae. The record is from RefSeq and is a predicted model, not a curated record. Gene Ontology annotation, cellular component: plasma membrane. Gene Ontology annotation, molecular function: monoatomic cation transmembrane transporter activity. Gene Ontology annotation, biological process: monoatomic cation transport.